AUAUAUAUUUUUAAUAGUACAUACAUUAUUUUUUUCGAACAAAAAAUGGUAGAUAAAUCAUAUUGGUCUCGAAAUAUGCAUCGGUUGACUUUGCUAUUCUUUUUUUUCUUCAAAUUUGUCGGUCUUGCCACAUUUUCUUUAAAUAAUCAGAAAAAUUUAAACAAAAAGAACUCGAAAAAUACCAUGUUUUUUAUCAGUUCUAAACUGGGAAUACUUUACAACUUGUUUGGCAGCUGUCUAAUAAUCGCAUUGUGUUUUUACUCGAUACCAGUUAUACUUCAUUCAAAUUAUAUUCACAAAACAGUUGUUACAAAUAUCAUUGAAAUUUUCAUAAUAAUAUUAGGCUCUUUUGUUAUGAUUUCAACUUUAUUAUUUUAUUGUAUAUUUCAAUCAGUUAUCGUAAAAAUUGGAAAUUAUUUAAUUAAUAUUGAGAAUGUGUUGCGUCACUUGCAACAACCAUUAAAUCGAAAACACAUUUUUAAUGUUUUAUUUCUCAUCUGUUUAUUUAUGUUAAUCUUAUUUAUCAUUCUCUUGAUUACUGAAAUCAAAAGUUUCAAUCCUGAACCAAUACAACUAAUUGGAAAUAUUAUGCCAUUGAUCUUUGUAGCUUUGCUUUUCAUUCAAUAUUUUUUUGUGCUUAAUUUAAUAUGUGCAAUUUUUGUAAAAUUAAAUUGCAUUAUACAAAGCUUUUGUCGAAGUAGAUACGAUGAUAUAAAUUUAAAAAUUUUGAAUCAGACUCGAUGUGUGUUCAUGAGUUAUUCAAGAAUUCAUCUUUUUAUUCAAAUUCGAGACAUUUACGAUCAUCUUUGCGAUAUUUCCAGAGAAGUUUCAGACUUUUAUUCUUUUUCUAUUCUCAUAGCACUCUUUUUUAUUUUUUUGUUAAUAUUAUUCAACUCUUACUAUCUUUUUUUACUUUUUAACGGUGGAUUCAAUUUUGUACUUAUUACAAAUUCCAUAAUUUGGAUAAUAUUGCCAUUGUCUCUUCUUGCUUUGCUAACUUCGAAGGUAACCAAAGUAAUAAAUGAGAUCGAAAAAACUGGAUAUAUUAUACAUGUAUUGUUAAAUUGUACGAUCGAUCGAGAAACAAAAAUAGAGCUUGAACAAUUUUCACUUCAAUUGUUACAUCAAAAAGUGAAGUUUACAGCGAAUGGAUACUUCACAUUAGAUAAUACUCUUUUUCAUUCGAUGAUUAAUACAGUAACCACGUAUAUGGUGAUUUUGGUUCAAUUUCAAAUGGAAACUUCGAGUGAAAAUGCUAAAUUCUGCAAUUGCACGCAACGCACAUUAUAAAACAUAGUUAUCUUACAAAUUGGAUACUGUGUUUCGAUUUUUGAUACUUAGAAACAAGAUGAGAAGAGAGGAUAUAUAGGACAUGUAUUAUAUGGGA
This is a messenger RNA of Apis laboriosa (Himalayan honeybee), 1387 nucleotides long. Its product is annotated as putative gustatory receptor 28a. Gene Ontology annotation, cellular component: membrane; axon; dendrite. The record is from RefSeq and is a predicted model, not a curated record. Gene Ontology annotation, biological process: sensory perception of taste. NCBI's taxonomy places the organism in Eukaryota, Metazoa, Arthropoda, Insecta, Hymenoptera, Apidae.